GCCACAGACCAACAGUCCAGUAUCAAUGGACACCUCAAGCCACGUGUGCCAAAUGAACGGGUCGUUCAAUAUACAGAUGCAUUAUUUCAGGAGGCUGCAACUCAGUGGCUGAUUGACACAGACCAGCCCAUAUCAGCCCUCGAACAUCCCACUUUUAAGAACAUGAUCAACAUUGCAGGUUGUGCUACAAAUAGUGUCAUCCUACCUGACCACAGACAGACACAGCAUGCAAUAAUUGACUUGUUUAAACAGAAUAUCACAAACCUUCGCAAGAGACUACUGGUAUGUGUCUUGUUCUGGUUGAUUUUUACUUUUACUUGA
Suillus plorans is the source of this 321-nucleotide messenger RNA. RefSeq lists its product as uncharacterized. Lineage: Eukaryota; Fungi; Basidiomycota; Agaricomycetes; Boletales; Suillaceae. The record is from RefSeq and is a predicted model, not a curated record. The transcript has 2 exons. The annotation marks the transcript as partial.